Messenger RNA from Seminavis robusta, 714 nucleotides. NCBI's taxonomy places the organism in Eukaryota, Bacillariophyta, Bacillariophyceae, Naviculales, Naviculaceae. The record is from the annotation of a GenBank genome assembly.
AUGGAACAGCUCAAUUCUGCUCUCACAAGUGGAAAGAUUGAAACAAAAAUCAACUGGGAUGGCUAUGACAAGGUGGAGAUGCCAACUGUUGGUCCACACAUUCUGCCACACCCUCUUACAAUGCUCGGAUUGUUUGUCAUCUUCAAGAAGUUUGGACCCAAAGAGGCAGAGCCAUUUAUUCUUCUUUUGAGUAAGAAGAAGAUCAACCAGAAGAAGAAAGAGUUGGUGGAUGACACCACAGAUUACCUGACAUCCAAUGACAUUAUUGUGUCUGCUCUCUGUGAAGCCAUGCUGGAUGAUGCCACUGUCCACACUCAAGCUGUGAACAUGAGGUACAAACUGGAUGAUUUAGGGCCCAAUGAUGCUGGCAACUACCUUCUCAUAUCGACUCUGGGCGCCAAAGAGGCAGCUGGUAAUCCCAAUGUUGUACACAAAGUGAAUGCCUUGGGUCGGAGCAACAUGAAUCCGUGGCAAUCCUCCUUGCCGCUUUCUCGAGGCAAGGUUGUCUGCAACAGCAACUGGACUGGUCUGAAAUGCGUACUGGAUGGAACCAUUGCGCAUGUCCCUUUGAAGGGUUUUGUCCGUACCAGAUUUCGUUCCAAUGGGUCCUCAUACUUCACCAUUAUCUUUGAGUAUGACAGUGAAGCCUUGGGAUUUGUGACGAACUGCCCCUGCAACAGCAGUGGAUUGCUGGAGUCUAUCCUGUUGGACUGA